AUGUCGCGAAAUCAUAUACUACUUAAAGGAGACAAGAUGCCGGCAACAAGUCAGAAACCUUGUAAAUCAAAGAUCGGAUGCUCGGAGCUGUGUCCCCAACACCCACAAGAGGUUAUCAUCUAUUACUGCAGAACACAUGAUGACGUAGGAUGUCACAUGUGCAUUGCAGAUAAACAUAGCUUUUGUAAGGAUGAAAUCAUCUCAGAUAUUUUGAAAGACGUAGGAAUUGAAACAGAAUGCAAGAACUUUAUAAAAGACCUUGAAGAUGUUGGAAAACAAGCAGGCCUGUACAAGAAGCAGGGACAGGAAGAUAAAGGAAAAAUCGACAACUGUAACGACGCAGCGAUUCAACAAAUGAAAUCUUUCCGAAAGGACAUUACCUCAAGUCUAGACCAAAUGAAGUCUUCUCUAACGUCUGAAGCCACGAGGAAGCAAGAUGCUAAAUCUGAAAUAGAUAAACUCAUUUCUGAAUGUGAUUGUGUGACCAGAGAAACCGAGCAGCUCAAAACUGAAAUCGAGAAAAGUGAUAGAAGCAAGAUGUUCGUUUUAAUGAAGUUAAACAAAGAUAAAAUCAAAAUUUGUAAAACGGCCCUUCGUACGCUUACAGAUGGCAAGAACAUCAAUACGAUCUCGUUUGAACCUAACAAAACUUUACAAAGUAUACACAGUUUCGGCGAAAUCAAUAUCAAAACUGAAAUUAUGGCAACGAAGAAGAGGAACCCUUUUGAUAUUGUAGCAACAACUAGCACACCUGUAAGUGUGAAAUCCGACAGUGAUAAACGUCGCUGUGAAAUCAAUGGUAUAACAGUUGUGUCUACAGAUGAAAUCGCUGUGGCGGAUACCGGGAAUAAAACUGUAAAAUUUAUUGAUGUAAAGGAAAAUAAGGUCAUUUCAGAGUUAAUAUUCCCAACCGCACCUUGGGGUCUCACAAUGGUGACACCUAAAACACUUGCUGUAACCCUUCCUUAUAGUCAAGAGAUUCAGAUCUUAUCUAAAUGUGAAAGCUGGCAAAAAGAUCAUCAUAUUAAAGUAAGAGGAUAUUGUUAUGGCAUUGCGAAGUGUAGUGAUGGUAAUAUAGUUGUUUCGUUAAAACCUUCCCCAAGAGUAGAGAUACUUAGACAAAAUGGAGCUGUCCUCAAAACGUUCAAGGUAGACUCUAAAGGAUUUGACAUAUUCCGCGAUCCUCAAUACUUGGCCGUAGAUGUAGAUGAAAAAAAUGUUUAUGUUUCCGAUGUUGUCUUGAAUAAAGUGGCCAAACUUUCUUUGGCUACAGGAGAAAUAACUGCUUUACAUUCAAGUCACGGUGUAAGUCUGUACGGAAUUGCGGUUACUGAGAAUGGAGACGUGUUAGUCUGUGAUAUCAAAAAGAGCAAGAGCAAUGUAUACAUGUUUUCAGAUGAUUUAUCCAAUUCUAAAAUUAUGUUGGGUAAAAACGAUGGGCUGAUCAAGUGGAUUCAAGAAGACAAACUAGCUGUUGAUACAGAGGACGUAAACGACUUACACAAUCUGAAAGGCGUAUUUAAUGUGCGUUUCCAUACGUAUAAACCCUCUACAGAUCUGUAG
Molecule: messenger RNA, 1563 nt
Organism: Mercenaria mercenaria
Lineage: Eukaryota; Metazoa; Mollusca; Bivalvia; Venerida; Veneridae
Exons: 2
Coding region: 1-1563 (520 amino acids)
Biological process (GO): protein polyubiquitination; proteasome-mediated ubiquitin-dependent protein catabolic process
Molecular function (GO): ubiquitin protein ligase activity
Source: RefSeq, a predicted model, not a curated record